This is a messenger RNA of Paramecium primaurelia, 19197 nucleotides long. The record is from the annotation of a GenBank genome assembly. Lineage: Eukaryota; Ciliophora; Oligohymenophorea; Peniculida; Parameciidae.
AUGAAAUAUCUUAUUUAAACAUUUCACUACUUGCUAUGGUAGACUGUUUUAGCCUAGUUGAUGAUUGAUACAUACAAUUAGGUAGAUAUAAAGGGAAUAGAGUUUGAUUGGAGUGCAAGAACUCUACCUAUAGGAGAUUAAUAACUUUUAAUUGCCUAAAAUAUAAGAGGGUAUGAUUAAUUAUUCUAAGUUGAAUUAAUGAUAAUAGACAUAAUGAAAAAUGAAGUUUUCAGACAAAUAACAAUAGGAGGAGUUGAUGAGAGUACUUAUUGUCCAGAUAUACUCAUCAUAGAUGAUUCUAUUUUUAUUGCUUAUGUUAGUGAAAAAGAAAGUUCUUUAUAUGUUGUGAUGAAGAAAUAUAGUUUGUCUUUAUAAGAAUCUAAUGUAAAAUUCAAUGUAGGUAAUACUCUCUAUGAAGUAAAAACAAUAUAAAAAAUUUAAUACAUUUAAUUAACUUAGUUAAAUGAAAAUUUAUUGUCAAUAUAAUGGUAUUCAUUAGGGAGAGAGUAUAAUACUAAAUAAUGGAAUAUGGUAUUGUAUAAUCCAACAACAGGAGUUAAAGGUGAAAAAAUAAUUUUGCCAGAUAGUGAUUUUAUAUCAGUUACAUAAAAUAAAUUAGGCGUUAUAGCAAUAGCUUAAUCAAAUAAUAAUAAAUUAAUAUUAUCCAGAUUAUAUGAAGGUUAAUUAAUUACAAGAUCAAUUCCAGCAGUCUCUUAUUCACAACAGAGAGUAAAAAUUAAUAGUCUAUCAACAAAUGAAUUUAUUGUUAUUAAAUGGACUACAUAAUAUAACUUUGAAAUAAGAAGAUUUAAUAAAUAUUUUGAAGCUUCUCAGAAUCCAUUUAGAAUUUAAACUAAAGAAUUUUGUAGUGUUGAAAAAAUUUAAUAGAUUGAUAUAAGUUUUACAGAAUCAAAAUUAAUAUUUGUAAGUAAAUGUGAUGAGGAGAUAAAAUUAUAAUAAAUAGAUUUAUUAAAUAUUCAAAAUAAUUAAUACAUUUCAGAAUAAUAUAGAUAGAUUAAAACAUAGAAUAAAUAAAAUAUAUAAUCUAUUUAAAUUAAUUAUAUUGAUCAUAAUAGAUUAUUACUUAGAUGGUUUACUCAAAAACAUUACUUUAAUGAAUUAAAAGUUCAAUUAAUAGAUAUGAAUUUAAAAAUUAAUGAAUGUAUAUUAAAUUGUGAUAUAUGUGAUAAUAGAUUUAAAUGUUAAUAAUGUUAGUAAAAUUAUUAAUUGGAUACUAUUAAAAAUUAAUGUAAACCUAUAUGUCCUAUUAAUUGUUUAUAUUGUUCAGAUUCUACUUAUUGUGAUAAAUGUAAAUUGGGAUAUUAGUAUACAAAAGAAAACUUAUGUGUAAAUCCAAAUAAUGAUUUUAUGGAACUUAAAGUUAGUAGAGAAGUAGAAACUAAAGGAAAAGGUAAAUUAAUAAAUAAAGAUUUUUAUAUUAUCAUUAUUUAUAGUAUUUAUUAAAAUGAUAAAUAAUAAUAUUUAGUUAUUAGAAAACUAGAUAAUUAAGGAUAAUUAUUAAAGAAAGUAGAAUUACAAAAAGAUUAAUAAACAUUACUUGAUUAUGAUAUUGCUGAUUCUUUAGUUGAUGAAAUCUUUUAUAUAUUAAUUAAAUGGGUUUCAUUUGAUGGAUCUACAACAAUUAUUAAUUAUUCAUAUAAUUUAGAAGACUUAACAAUAAAAGAAGAAUAUUUAAUAACAGAUUAAUCAACAAUAAUUGUUGGAGAUUAAAUUAAGAUAAUAAAUUAUAAAUAAUAGAAAAUUUAUUUUUUUUAUUUUACUAAGGAAAACGAUUAUUAUACAUUGAAAUAAAUCAUAAUGAAUUAAAAUGAUGUUUAUACUAAUUCUAAUUAUUACCAUCUAAGUUAUAAAGAUAAUUUUGAAUUAAAAUCAUAUAGAAAUUCUAUUGGUAAUGAAUAUAUGACAAUAUUAAAUGAUGAUUAAUAUUAAUAAUGUCAGAUUAUGGAUACUAGUUUAAAUUGUUAUUAAGAUACUAAUCAAGAUAGAACUGAAUUCUUUUCAUAAAAAAUAAUUAAAAUUGAUCAAAUUUCAUUAUAUCUAGAUCAGGAUAUUUAUUUGAAUAGAUAAUUAUAUCUAAAUAAUACUGAUAACUAUAAAAUAUAGAUAACAUAAUCAUCAAGAUAUCAAUAAAAUCAUACAUUCAUUUAAAUAGGAGAAAAUGAUAUUAUUAUUUUAUGGUCUGGUAUUUCAAAUAUCCAAUAAAACAAUCCAAUAUCAAAUAUUUAUAUUUAAGGUUUUUCUAAAAAAACUAAUUAGAUUACUAAUUUAAAAUCAUUUACUUGUUCUCCUGCAUGUUUUUAAUGUUCAGAAACUGGAGUAUGUUUAUAAUGCAAGAAUUAUCAUUAUAUAUUAGACAAAGGAAAAUGUAAAUUAUAAUGUAUUGAAAAUUGUGAAUAUUGUUAAGUAGAAAAUGAAUGUUUAAAAUGUAAAUUAAAUUAUUUCUUGGAUUCUUAAUCUAAAUGUGUUUAAACAGAAAAAGAUUACAUUUUAUAAAAAUAAAAUUAUUUGUAUCCUACUGUAUUUUAAAAUGAUGAUGGAACAGUAUCUAUUGUAUCAAUUAAAAAUAAUGGUACUAAAUAUGAUAUUGUUUAUGAAGAAUUUGAUAGAUAAGGAUAAUCAAUUUCAGGAGAAAAUAGAAUUUCAAAUGAUAGUAAUUUAACAGUAUUAUUCAAAUAACCUAAAUUAAUUAAAUAAGAUUAAUUUAUUAUUAUUAAUUAUUUAGUACGAGAUGAUAUAAAUAAUCUAUAAAUCAAAGCCAUUUUUGUUACUUUAGAUAACUAAUAUUAAAUUAUAUAAAAUAAUGUAUCAUUCAUAUUAAAUUAAGAUAUGUUAUUUGAAAUUUUAUAGAUUGAUAAUUAAUUACAUAUAGUUUAUACAUAUGACUAUUAUAGUUAUGCAAUUUACUUAAGUAUUUCCCAAUAUUCAAUAAAAAAUGGGUUAAUGAAUAAAUUAAAUGAAAGAACUUUUGGAGAUGUGUUUACUUUAACAAAGAAGUAUUAUAAUCUAAAAUUAGAAAAUACAUUUAAUCAAAAUAAGUUCUCAAUAUAAUUUACUGAAGUAGAUGUAAUAGAUUAAAUAGUUUAUAUAUAUGAUUAUGUUGAAUUAAAAUUAACAAAAUCUACAUUUACAACUUAUUAGCUCAAUUAUAUAAAUUUUUUGCAAAUAUUUACAGUUUAAUAUAACAUUAUCAACAAUAAGAAAAUAAAUUUACAAUUCUUUAAUUAAAGAGUAAAACUAUUAAACACAUUAUCCCUAGAAUCAAUAUAUGAGUAUUCUAAAAUAUAAGUACUAACAACUUAAUUCUUUAUAUAUCUGUUGUAUGCUGAAUCAUCUCAAUAAAACAUUAUAAAUAUCAAUGUGAAAUAAUAUGAUCUGAAUGGUAUACUAAUAGCUGAAAAUUAAAUUAGUUCAAAUGAAUAAUCUAUAGAUUAUUUAAAUGGUAAUUCUUAAUAAAAUGAAUUCCUCUAUAUAACUUGGAGUUCUAUAUAGAAUAGAAAGUCAUAUAAGAUGAGAUUAAAUUAAAAAUUAUAAGCAAUACCAUUUGAUAAUUCAAUAUGUGUAUCUUAAUGUGGAGAUUGUUCCAGCAAUGAUAAAAUUAUGUGUAAUUAAUGUUUAGAUGGCUAUUAUUAUAAUGAAUAAAAAUUGAUUUGUUCACCUAUUUGUUCAGAUAAUUGUUAAAAUUGUACUUCUCCUUAUACAUGUGAUUAUUGCAAUAAUAAUUUUAAAUAUGUAGAUAAUAAAUGCUUAAAUGUUACUGAUUAUCAAUUAGAAAUAUCAAUUUGUCAAUAAACAUGUAAUGGAAUAGGUUCAAUAUUAACUUUUAAUGAUAAUACUAUGAUAACAACCUUUUAUAAUUAUAAGAAUUAAUAACAUAGUUUAGAUUUAAAUAUAUAUUAAUUAGAAUCUAGUGUCAUUACAACUAAAUAAUUAAUUUCUUCAGAAACAGCAAUUCCUUAUCACAGAAUUUAUGAGUAUGAAUCUAAAAAGUUUGCACUUAUAUGGUUAAGUGGUAAUUGUAAAGUAUCAUGUAGAAUGAUGAUAUAAUUAUUCUAAAGUAGUCUUGUUGUCAUAACAAAUCCAGUUGAAUUAAGAAUGAUUAAAGUACUUAAUAUAGAUGAAUUUGAAAUUCAGAUCAAAAUAUUUAGUAGUAAUUUUAUAAUUGUUUGGACUGAAAUAGAUGAUAAUUUAAUUUAGUAGACAUAUGUUGGAAUUUAUAAUAUUAAUACUGGAUUUUCAAUAAAAUAAAAUAUUAAUGAAAAUUAAGAUGAUAUCUCAAUAAAUCCUUAAUUAUUGAUUUAGACAUCAUCCUAUUAAAUAAUAUAUAUUAAGAAUAAUAAUAUUAUAAACUCAUUAACUAUUGAUAGUACAACUGCAAAAUAUAAACAACUAUAUUAGAGUACUAAUUAAAUUGAUUCUAUUUCAUCUGAUAAUAUUGACAGCAGCGGAUUAGCUAUUGGUUGGAUAGAAAUUGAAAUUAAUUAAUUAGGGAUGUAAAAUUAUUAUCUAAAUGUUCAAUGGUUUGAUAGAUAAUUAAAUCAAUAAGCAGUUAAAAGAACUGCUCUAAACUCAUAUAUUAAAAUUAAGAGUCUAAGACUUGAUUAUAUUUCUUCAUCAUUAUAAUCAACCUUCAUAUAAAUUGAAAAGGGAGAGUAACAAAGAAUACGUCAAUAUUUUAUAAAUCUUUAUUUAUUAAAAUAUGGAUCAACAUAAGAUAUGUUAACAAUCCCAUUAAAUAUUUUAAGUUAAUAUUAGGCUAAUACAAAUAUAUUAACUUAUGUAGAUCCACGAAAUCUUAUGUCAUAUGUAGUAUUCUAAGGAACAAUGAAUAAUGUUAAUUAAAUAUUCUUUAUAGAAAAGAAAGGAUAAUAAUCAUAUCAAGAUAAUUGUGAAACAAAUUGUUUCUAUUGUAAUAAUUAAAAUGUAUGUGUAAUUUGCAAAUAAGGAUAUUCAUUAUAUAAUAACAAAUGUUCUUUGAAAUUACCAGAUAAUUGUUCAACUGGUAGUAAUGGUAGAUGUUCAUAAUGUGCUAUUGGAUAUUCAAUCACAUCAGACUAUAAAUGUUAACUUAGUGAUUCAAAAUAUAAAGAAAUUAAAAUGAGUAAUUACCCAGCUUAAAGUAGAUAGCGAUUAUCGACAUUAUCAAAUGGAGAUUAUAUUGUUGUAUGGUCAACACAAUUUUAUCAAAAUGAAGGAACUGGAAUUUAUAUGUCAUUAUAUAAUUCAUAAGGAGUUUAAUUGAAAGAUUAAAUGAGAAUUACUGAAUCAUCAGCAGGAAUUUAAUAAUAUCCUGAUGUUUAAGUAAUGAAUAAUGAUGAAAUAGUAGUUGUAUGGAUAGAUGGUAAUAUUUUAGUGAAUGCUGAUAUAAAGAUGUGUAGAUUUAAUAGAGAUUUCAUAAGAAUUGGAAGUGAAAUUACUGUAUAAACAAAUAUUCAUCUUUAAUAUGUUUAAUCAUUUGAUACACCAGUAAUCAUUCAAUAACUUAUUAAUGGCUUUGCUAUUGUUUGGUCAGAAUAAGGAAACUAGUAAUCAAUAUAACUUAUGACUAAAUUCUUUGAUAAUAAUAGUAAUGAACUUAAUUAAUAAAUUGUUACUGAAAAUGAAUCAAUAAUAAAUGAACCAGUUGUUGCAUCUACUUAAUCUAUUAUUGUGAUAGCUUGGUAAACAAACAAAGGAAUAUUUGCUAAUUCGUAUAGCUUAAAUCAAAUUUUAAUAGAUAGGGUGUAAUUAUCAAAUACCGGAGAAGCUCCAACAAUUACAUCUGUAGAUAAUUAUAUAAUUAUUGCUUGGAAAGAGUAUGUAAUUGAUGAAAAUGAUUUUAUGAGUUAGAAAAUAAGAUUUAGAAAAAUAUCAGGAGAUUUAAAUUAAUAUGAAAUAUAAAGCCAUUUUGGAAUAUCAUAAGAGAAUUUAGAUAAUCCUGAUGUGAUUUAAAUUGAAAAUGGAUUUGCUAUUAUUGCUGAAAGUGUAUCUACAUUAAAUGAUAAAGUAAGAGCAAUCUAAUUGUAAUUAUUUAAUUUGGAUGGUUCAACUAAAUCAUAACCUAUUAUUGUCUAUUCUAUAUCUAAUUUAUAUCCACAUCACCCUUAAUUAAUAAACUAACCAUAAGGAAAUUUCAUAGCAUCAUGGAUACAAAGUACUCUAGUAACAUAAAUCUUAAGUGAUGAUGUCUAUAUGAAAAGAUUUAAGAGUGACGGUACCUAAUUGUCAUUAAAUACAAUCAUUUGCCCUGACAAUUGUUUGACUUGCUCAACUAGUGAUGUUUGCUAAUCUUGUAAGAAAAAUUACAUCAUAUUAUCUAAUUAAUGUUAUCCAAAAAUUGAUAAUUGUGAAACUCAUGUAAUUGAAAAUUCAAUACUCUCUUGUAGCUAAUGUAUUAAUGGUUUUAAUUUGAUAAAAAAUAGUUGCUAUUGGGCUUAUUUUUCUACUAAUUAUUAAACAAUAGAAUUUAUAAUUGAUAAAUCAUAUUUUGAUAUAUUUAAAGUAAUAACUUUUUCAAAUGGUGACCUAUUAUAUUUUUGGAUGGGAGAGGAUAAUAUAAUGACUCAAAGAUUUGAUAAAUAAGGUAAACGAUAUUCUAAUCCUAAAGAAUUAAAACUUUCAACAACUUGUACAAGUUGUUAAUAUUAUUUUGAUGUUUGCUUAUUUAAAUUAAAAGAGGAAAUAUUUGUAUUUUCCUUCAAGAUUUUCUAAUAUAAUUACAGUUCCAGUACAACUUAUAUUAAUAUUUUCAAUUUUAAUGAGGAACUUCUGUCUUCUAAUUCAAUCUUUUCUUAUUAAGGAGAAAUUAACUCUAUAAUCAAUUAAAAGUACUAGAAAUAAUUGACUAAAAUACUUUUAUUGGAAAAUAUGAAAUUAGGAUUAAUUCAUAUGGUUAUGCAAUAGGAAAUCCCUAUAUUAGAAUUAGUUAUUAUUCAGUUAUAUGUUGAUAGUUCAUUCAAAAUUAAUUUCUCUAAUUAAUAAACCUAAGCAAUUCAAUUACUAACUUAUUCUUAAUUUAAGAACUCUUUGGAUUUAGACAUAUAAAUAAUUGAUAAUGAAAUAAAAAUCUAUUAGAAAAAUGAACUCUCUAAUACUUGUAUAGAGACUAGUUUUGAUUUCUUUGGAGUAUAACUAAAUAAACAUGUGAUAAAGAAACAAAAUAAUAUGGUAGAAUAUAAAAUGAUUAAAUUGAAUUCAGACAGCUACUUGAUUGUUUGGACAGCCAUUGUAUCAUUUAAAUAUGAAAUAUUCUUUUAGAUUUAAUAAUAAGAUGGAAUUGAAUUAAGACAUGUUUAGCAAAUAUUUAGUGGAAAUGAAAUCUAUAAACUUGAUUUAUAAAUAAAUUAACUUUCAAAUUCCAUAUUGAUAACUUGGAGAGAAGGCUCUUAAUUUUAAGAUAUGACUUUGAAUUCUGUUUAUAAAGGAGUUUUUAUAUCUAAAGAUACUUAUGUAUUGACAAAUAUUGCAUCUCCAAUUAAUUAAGAGAAUUCUUAUACUAAAUCAUUAGGAAAAGUUGAAGUUUUAGAAUUACCAAAUAGAGAUAUAAUAAUUAAUAUAUUGUUUUACAACAUUUUGUCUUAAACUUAAAUAAUCAAAUCAUACAAAAUUAAUGCUACGGGCAGUUAGGUAGAUUUUAUUUAGAUGAGGUGCGGAUAUGCUUGCCAAGAAUGUAAUUAUAAAGGAUUCUGUUUCAAAUGUACAAAUCCUGAUUUAUUUAUAUUAUAAGUUGAUGGAAAUUGUGUUAAGAAACCUCAAAAUUGUGUUAAUUUCAAAUCUAAUUGCUUGGAUUGUAUUGAUGGUUAUUACAAAACUCAAUAUCUUACAUGUGAGAAAAUUAAUUAAUAAAUUGAAAAAAGCGUUCCUUUAGAUUAUCAAAGUUACUAUUUAUUUUACUAUUAAGUUGCCACCUACUAAAAUGGUAAUUUUGUGGUUGUAGGUUUCAAAGAGAGUAAUGUUAUUGAAUUAAAUUAUUUUCUAAGUGAUGGAACUGCUUAAAUACAAAAACAAUAAAUAAUAAACCAUAUAAAUAUAAAUAAGAUUAAUGAUAUUUCAAUAACUAUUGAUGAUAAAGAUUAACUUACAAUAUUUUAUUCAGUAUUACCCUUAGUUUUUACAGAAAACAAUAUGUAUUAUUAUCAAUAAUUUGAUAAAAACUUUAAUAAUCUUACAGAACCAAUAUUAUUUUAUUCUGGUUUGCAAUAAUAUGAAACUACAACUAUUAAAGCCAAGAUCUUGAUUGGUGGAUAAUUUGCAAUAUUAAUUAAGAGUAGAUUUGAUAUUUAUGUUUAUAUUAUGAAAUCUAAUUUUGAAUUUGUUGGUGAUAUAAAAUAACCAUUUAGUGAAAACUUUGAUAUAAUAUCCAAUGGAGAAUUAAUUGCAUUUGCUUAUAUAAAAGAUACAAUUACAAUCAUUAAUUUCUUUGAUUUAAAAUUAAAAGUAAUUUAACAUCAAAUUGUUAAUGAUGGAGGACUAAUUAAAUUGGCCUCUAAUGCAUUUAAAUAAUUUAUUAUAGUUACCAAUUAUUAAAUCAAUAUAAUUGAUUAAGGUACAAUAAUAUCAUCUUAUAAUACUACCCUACAAAGUUUAUACCCAAUACAAAUAGCCAUAAGUGAUAUCAAUGAAAUUGUAAUCCUUUCGUACUAAAAGAACUCUAAAUCUUAUCAUUUACUUUAUUUUUCAAUGUAAGGACUACUUAAAAACUUUGUUUAAGUUAAUAUGAAUUAGUAUACUGAAAUUCCUAUACAAAAUAGUUGGUUAUUGAAGUUGUAAAAUAGUAAUUUUCUUGUCUUCUUUCAUAUAGGAAGUUUAAACUAUAAUUCUAAGUUAAAUUUUGCAAGAUUUGAUUAAUUGGGAAUUUCAAGAUCUGUAAACGAAAUUAUAUGCCCUCAAAAUUGUAUAUCCUGUGUAUCAUCUUCAGAAUGUGAUAUUUGUAGUUUUGGUUUCGAAAAAAAUGAUGAAACUAAAUUGUGUGAAAAAUUUUGUAUGUAAUUUGAGUGUCGCAAAUGUAUGUUGACUGAUUGUGAUGAAUGCUCUAAUGGAUUCUAAUUGAAUGAAUUCGGACAUUGUUAAAUAAUUGAUUAAUCAAUUGAACAUACUAAAGAUCCAUAUAAUCCAAGUUAUUAAGAAGAAGUGAUAGACCCAAAUAUUCCAGGAGUCCCAACAGAUCCAGUGGACCCUAUAGAUAUAAAGGAUCCAGCAGAUCCAACUAAUCCAACAGAUCCAACAGAUCCAACAGAUCCUAUUAAUCCUACCGAUCCAACAGAUCCUACUAAUCCUACCGAUCCAACAGAUCCUACUAAUCCUACCGAUCCUACAGAUCCAACAAAUCCUACUGAUCCAACAACUCCUAAGAAUCCAAUCAAUAUAGGAAUCAUUGAACAUCCCAUUGGAGAUAAAUGUAAUGUAAUUAUGCAAAAUAAAUUAAUAAAUUUUACAGAUAAUAGAUAUGCUUUCAUUCAAAUUUGCAAUGAGAUUAUGAGUGCCAAAUUAUUUAAUAAAGAUGGUGUAGAAAUAUAGAGUUUUGUCUUUUUGAUUGAAAUAGUGAUAUUCUUUGAUACAGUCCUAGUUCAAGAUUAAAUGUUCUUAGCAUUUGUUUUUGCAAGAAACCCAACUUCGACUCAAAUUUUUUCAAUUGAUAAUAGUUUUCAAACCCUUGUUUUUAAAUUUGAGACAAUUUAGGAACUCACUAUUUUAGAUAUUUAAAUUCAGCCUUUGAACCACAAUAUUGCUAUGUUAAUAUCAAAUAAUAAAAUGGUUUAAAUUGAUGAUUUAUUUUUGGUUUGCUAUUCUUAAACUUUAUAAAUAUUUGAUAAUUAUUUAGGAUUAAUGACUAAUAAAAUAAAUUUUAAUUUUCCAAAUGGUAUUAUUACAAAGGAUAAUUGUAAUUAAAACAAAAUAUCUGAAAUCAAGGUUGUUGAACAUCGUGUUUAUGCAUUAUCAAUAAAUUUAUAAGGAGGGUAACUAUAAAUUUUUGAUCAUAUUGUAACAACACUAGACACUUUUUAAAUAGAUAUUCCUAAUAUUGAAAAAAUUAAAUUUGAAGUUACUCUAGGCAAUAUUAUAAUUAUUUAUAAGACUAUUGAUGCAUAAAAUUGGACUUUAAAAAUUUAUGAUAAAUAUUUAAUUAGCUUUAUUGUCAAAGUUGAUUUUAUCCCUGGAAACUCUGAUAUUUAAUUAGCUAUUGUAGCUAACAAUUUAUUCAUAUAAUGGAAUCAAAAUGAUAACCUUAUGAAGUCCUUUUAUGAAUUCUUAGAUUUAUAAGGAAAUUAACUUUCAAAAGGAGAAAUAUUUAGUGAUUUUUAGCUUAAUAGUAUUUAAUUAAGUGUUUUAAUGGAUACUUAUGUUGCAUUUACUUGGAAAAAAAUAAAUGCAAAUAGUCAAUGGGAAAUUACUUAUGCUCUCAUGAAUCACAAUGGAGACUUUGUAAAUUUUUUAGAGUAAACAUGUUCUAAAAAUUGUAAUUACUGUAUAAGUUAUGAAUAAUGUAUGACAUGUGAGACUAAUUAUGUUUUAAAAUAUAUUGAUUCUAACAACAACUAUUGUUAGAAAGAAUGUGAUUAGAAUUGCUAGACUUGUGAUUAGAUGGGAAAUUGUUAAUUUUGUAAAAAUUUUUAUGAAAUUAAAAAUGGUUAAUGCGUUUUAAAUGAAUUAUAAGCGAAAGCAAUCCGUAUAAAUUAAGAAGCAUAAAAUAAUUUGAUCUAAUAAUAAGGGGCUAAAUUUAGUGAUGGAUCAAUAAUAGUGGUUUGGUCAAGUAAUUUUUAUGAUGGUGAUGAUUUUGAAGUAUAUGGUUAAUUAAUUAAUAAUUUUGGAGUUAAAAUUGGAGAUAAUUUAAAAAUAAAUACUAAUACGCAAGGUCCUUAACAUUCUCCAAAAGUAUUAGUAUUAUAAGAUGAUACUGCUUUAAUCAUUUAUAUUGAUGGUGAUCCUAAAAUAAGUCAGGCGACAAUAAAAGCUUAAAAAUUUGAUAAGUAAAUGUAAAGAAUUGGUAAUGAAUUUUAAGUUGGUACAAUUGAAUCUUAUUUAAAUGAACCAUCCAAUCCUAAUUAUUUUCAAGCAUAAAGCUUAAAAAAUGGAGGAUUUUUUAUUGGAUAUAUACAAAGGUCAUUCUAGACACAAGAUUUGAUUUUUUUAAACUUUUAUGAUUCAUUAAGUAACCUGGUAAUUCAGUAAUCAAUCUAAGGAGAUUUAUUUUUAUUUGAAAAAUCUAUUGAUUUUGUUACAACAGAUGUUAAUAUUGCUUUAUUUUAUGCUUCUAAUAUUUACGGAUGUAUGGUUCAUUUGUACUCAUUAGACGGAAAAUAAAAAUUAUUAACCAAGUCUUUGGAAAAUUUUAAUAAUCACUAUCGUGAAAAUAUAAUUAUAGGUCAUACACAUAAUUUUUAUGCAAUAGGAUAUAUAUUGUUUGAAGAAAGUAAUAGAAUAGUUUAAGUAUAAUUAUUUGAUGAAUAAUUUAAUGAAUUAGGAAAUCCUAUAACAAUUAGAUAAGUAGAACAUUAUAUACCACAAAUUUAAAUGAAUAAAGGUGAUUAAGGAUUAUACUUUAUAAUUUAAUUGAAUAUUAAUUAAUAACAGUUUUAGGAACUUUAUUUAAUAAAGGACCAAUAAUAUUCUUUAUUAAAUAAAUUCUAUUUAGAUAUUUAAUAAAGAUAAAUGUAAUCGAAACAGGAAUAUCUUUAAAUUAUUUAAUCAUAGGAUCAGUAAUAUUUUAUACUAUGGUCAAGGAGAUUCCAUUUUGGAAUUCAGGAUAUUUAUGACUUUUAUUUUUAGCUGUUAUCAUAUGAUUCAUAAAUAGUAGCACAAAGUUAAAUAACUUGUCCAUUGAAUUGUUAGUAAUGUUAAGAGCCAACUAUUUGUGAUCUAUGUCUUGAUCACUAUUAGAAAAAGGAAGAUAUUUGUAUUCCUAUUUGUGAAGUAGGGUGUUCUUUAUGUGCUUUUCCAUAUUUUUGUAAUUUAUGUUAGGAGGGUUAUUAUUUAAAAUCAGAAGGUAAAUGUUAUGAAAUUCCUAUUUAAUAAUAACCUUUAGUUUUAUAUGAAUAUGAAAGAGGUGAUAGGAUUGUUUAAGUAUAAGCUGUAAAUGAAAUUAAUAGAGUGUUUUUUUCUUAUAGCAGUCACUUAAAUGUUAAAGUUUUUAUUGGAGAAUAAUUAGUCAACAGUUUUUCAAUAACUGAAUAGCCAAUAGAUGAUAUGUAUAGAUAGAAAUAAACAUUUUAUUUCGAUGAAAAUAUCAUAUUAAUAUUCUAUUUUGAAAAUGAUGUUUAAGUACAAAGAUAUGAUAUUAAUUCAAAUUUAAUUAGUUAAGAAAGAUUAGACCUUUUAUAAUUUACAGAUUUUUAGAUUUAAUAUGAUGCCUUAUUAUUAGAACCAAUAUAAGGUUAAUAAUAUAUCCUUACAUUUUAUAAAUAAAAACAUAAUCCAAAUUAAAUUUACAAUUUAUUUGAAACAGUUAUCUAUUAUGUGAAAUUAGAUUUAAGGUUAUAUAAAAUAGAAAAUGUUUAGAUUAUUUUUAAAUCUGUAGAUAGUGUACCAUUUAAUAUUCAAAAAGAUUAAGAUUCUUUUUAUAUUUAUUUCUAUGAUUAGAAUUAUAGAAUAAGAAAGGAUAAAAUUGAAUAAUUAUUCUGUUAUAAUUAAAGAGAAUAUACCAUUAGCUAAUGCAAUAUACCCUCAGAAGAAAAUUGGAAUAUAAUUUAAUUAUUUAAUGUUGGAAGGUAAAAUGAACUUUUUGAUAUCUUUUCACAUAUCAGCACUUAAUACAAAAUUUUAGGUGUAUAAGGAGAAAUAAUAAUGUAAUCUACAAAUGUUUUAAAUUAAGGUUUAAAGAGAUAAAUAUUUGUUAAAGUAUUUAAAUAUAUUCAUUCAUUUGUAAUCAUCAUUGAAGAACAAACUGAUUUAUAAUAUAAUGAAUACAAAUAAUUAGUUGCUUAAUUUAUUUAUAAUACUGGCAAAAAAAUUGGAGAUUAAAUAUAUAUUUGUUCAUUACCUUAAAAUUUUAUAAAUAUUGUUCAAUACUAAAAUGGAUUCAAAAUAUAUAUAUAAUAAGAAGAAUGCUAAGAUGAUAUAUGCAAAAAUAAUUUAAUAUAAAGGAUAUUUGAUAGGGAAAAUGAUCUACCAGAUCCAACAGAAUCGUAAAUACUAAUUAAUGACCCUGUAAAGGAUGGAAAAGGUAUUGAAAUUUAAGAAAAAUGUGAUUAAGAACCAAUUAAAUAACUUAUUAAAUACUCUAAUAAUAAUUAUGGAAUAGUAUAUAUUUGUUAGGAUAUUUUCAGAAUGAGAAAAUUCAAUUAGGAUGGAAUAGAAAUCAAGUUUGUUGAAAUUACUCUCGAACUUAUUCAUCUAUUUGAUAUUACUUUAGUGGAUGAUCAAAUUUAUGUUAUUUUAGUUUAUGUAUCAGAUAAAACAAUUAGUAAGAUUUAUAAAUUAGAUGAUAAUACAAAUUCUUUGUUAUUUUAAUUUGAUCAUGUAUGUGAAUUAGAGAUAUUAGAUAUUAAAAUUGAAAAUUUGUAGAUGAAGUAUCUAAUAUUCAUAACAUGUUUGAAGAAUUAUGUAUUUGAUAGUGGAUCUAAAAUUGGACGGUCUUAAUCAUUAUUUGUUUAUGAUAGAUAAAAUUUGAAAAUCUUUGAAAAAUUAGAUUUUAAUAAUCCUGCUAUAUUUACAAUUGAUGAUUGCGAUAAGUACAUAAUUUAAGAGAUUAAAGUUUUAUAUGACUAAAUAUAUUUAGUAAAAGUCAAUAUUGAAUAUUAUGAAAUAAUUUAAAUAAAUGAUUUUGGGGUAUUAUUGUAUACAAAUACUGAUUAUACAUCAAAUAUAUCGAGAAUUAAGUUAGAAAUAAGUAAUGAAUUGGUAGUAUUCAUGUAUAAAAAAUAUGGCUAAAUUGAUUGGUUCUUAACUCUUUGUACAGAAAUUAGAAAUUGUUGGUAUCAUGGUUAAAACUAUUUGAAAGGAGUGUAAGAUUUUUCAAUUGCAAUAAUUUAAAAUAAAUUUGUGAUAUCUUAUAGUGAGAAAUUAAAUUAAAAGCUCUAUUAUAAAGUAGUUGAUAAUAAUAAAAAAGUAAUAUUUUCAGAUUCAAUAUCAAUUGAUUAAUAAAUAAGUAGUCCAGUAUUAGUAAGCUUUAAUAGUUAAUAUAUUGGAUUUACAUGGUAAUUUAAAAACAAUUUAGGAUAAUGGGGAUUAUAAUUAUCAAUAAUUAAUAAUGCUGGCAAUUUAGUUAAAUAUAUAACUAAUGUAUGUUCAGUUAAUUGUGAUUAAUGCAAAAGUGAUACUCAAUGUAUUAAAUGUUUAGAUGGAUAUUAAUUAUUUUAUGAUAAAGAUGGUUAAAUUAGUUGUCAAAAAGAAUAUAGUUCUUUUUGUUAAUAAAUAAUUAACGGUUAUUGCGUCUUUUGUCCUCCAUAACUUUAUCCUUAAGAAAGAAAUUGUGUACAAGAUCACUUCUAAUAAUAUUCACUAGUUGUUAAUGAAUUAAUGACUUUUACAUAAACUUAACCAUUUUUAGCUGGAUUUAGUGAUGGUUCAAUAAUGAUAAUUUGGAGUAGCAAUUAUUAAAAUGGAUUUAAUUGGGGUGUUUAUGGUUAGAUAUUAGAUAGUUAGAGAUAAAAAAUAGGAAAUAAUUUUUAAGUGACAUAAAUUGCUCAAGGAAAUCAACAUUCUGCUUAUAUUCAAAUAUUAAAUGAUGAUACUGCUAUUAUUUUAUAUAUUGAUGGUAAUCCAGAAGAAGGAGCUUUGCUUAAAAUUGCCCGAUUGACUAAAGAUUAAUAAAGAAUAGGUAAUGACUUAGAUGUUGAUAUCAUUAAAUUGAAUUGGUUUAAUAUUAAUUAUGAUUCAAUUGCAAAAAUUAUCAAAUUAUAGAAUGGAGGAUAUGUGGUUGGAUAUAUAACAACACUAGGGGAGCAGUUAUAAGUAUUAAAAUUAAAGUUUUAUAAUUCUGAUCAUUAAGAAGUAAAGGCAUAAGAAAUUUAAAAUUAUUUUGAUACUAGUAUCUAGCUAUCAUAAACUGGAUACAAUGUAGCAAUUAUAUUUCAAAAUAUAGUUUAUAUUUAUACAUUAGAUGGAAUAUAUCUUACAUCAAAAGAAUUUAUAUCAUCUGAUAGAUUACCUAUGAAUUACUUAGGCAGUUUCUCAUAAUAUUAUGUUAUUAUAUCCUAUUCUUCUGAAAUUGACAUCUUAUCAGUAAAUGCUCAAUUUUAUGAUUAAAACUUCUUACCUUAUGGUAAUUAAAUAUUGAUAAAAGAAAUUCUCGUAAAUCAAGAUAGUGGUUUCACUUAUAUUCAAUUUAUUUAGAUUGAUUAAUAUAAUGGUGGACUUUCUUUGAUCAUUGAGUUUAAAAAAGAUAAUAUGUAUUCAUUUUAAGAACAAUAUUAUAUUAAUUCUAAUAUGGAAGUAAAAAUAAUGAACAAAUAUUAUAUCUAAAGCUUUUGGUAAAUUAAUAUGAAAAAUUAUGUUAAAAUUGCUUAAUCAAUAGAUUAGUCAUUUUUUGUUGUAUGGGUUAGUUAAAACUUUUAAAAUAAAGUUGACAAUUCAAAUAUUCACGUUUAAAAAAUGACUGCGUAAGGAGAAUAUCCAAAUCAAUUGGCAAAGUAAUGUAGUUAUGGUUGCAUUACUUGUGACAGUCAAAAUGUAUGUACAUAAUGUCUUAGUGAGCUUAUAUUAGUAGAUGGGUAUUGUUCUAUAAUUUGCUAAUAAAAUUGUAUGAUAUGUAUACUUCCUUCAGUUUGUUCAAUGUGUAAAGAUGGAUACUAUGAAGAUUAGUAAGGAAUAUGUAAUCCUCUAAAGUCAGACUAUCAUUAAUCUUAAUCUUUAAUUAGUUAAGAAAUUGAGGGGGAUGUCUUAUAACUAAUAAGGACAAGCGAUGGAACUAUUUGCUUUUUCUCAUAAUAUCAUUCAAUGGAUAUUAUGAAAUAUUGGAAUAUUUAUAUAAUAAAGGAUUAAUAAAUUAUUUAGAAAGUAUAAAUUGAUAAAACAGACUCAAAUAUAAAUAAUUAACCUAUUUAUAUUAAUAAAAUUGAAUAAGAUUAUGUAAUUGUUUACUUUAAUUUAUAAUAAAUGGGGAUAUUGAGAAUUGGUGAAAAUUAAUAAAUCAUGAUUGAUAAAUUGAUAAAUCUUUCGAUAAUCUUUUAAGAUCAAUAUAUUUAUAGUAAUUAAAUAACAUUGGAACCAUUAAUAGGUAAUCAAUACUCCUUAACUUAUUAUAAAAAUUCAUAUGAUAAACUUUCGUAAACAACAAUAUAUAAUAUAAUUUUGGAUUCUGAAUUAAAUUAAAUUGGAUAACCUUAACUUUUACAUUAAUUUGAUGAUGUUUCUUAUUCAUUCAAUUAAUUUAAUGCUCAAAAUGGAACUGCUAUUUUAGUAGGAGAUUAAUUGAUUUGGAUAAAGUGUCCAUAAUCUUUAUAAAUUAAGGAAUUUCAUUGUUAAGUAUUUAAUUUAUAAAAUAGUAAUUAAAUCUAAAUUUUUGACUCUUAAAAUUAUUUUUAUGAUCCUGUAUUGAAAGGAGUAAAAUCAAUUUAUUAUAGAGUAUUGAAUAGUGAUUCUAUUCCUAUUACAUAAGAAGUGAAAGUAAUUGAAGAUAAAUUGCAAUAAUAAGAAUUUGUAUAAAGUAUAACAUUUUAAAAUACAUUUGCAAUAAUACUAAAAUAAUAUAAUAAUUAUGAUAUCAGUUAUUAAUUAAUUAUUUAAUACUUUUAAAAUUCUGGUGCUAAAUUAGGUUAAUAAAUAUAUGUUAAUUACUAUUAUGAAGGUAUGUUUAAAAAGAUUAUUCAAACUGAAAAUAGUUUACUAAUAUAUUGGUAGAAAAGGAUAUGUUCAGAUUUAUAAUGCUCUAAUAUUAUAAAUAAAAUAUAAUAUAAAGAGUAUGAUGAUUAAGGAAAUGAAAUUACUAAAGUUGACAAUAUCAAUUGUAAUUAAAAUUGUGAUGAAUGUAUUAACUAAAGUUAUUGUACAAAAUGUAGUACUAAUUAUUUUUUAGAUACUAAUUCAUAGUGUAAGUUAUUAUGUCCUUAAAAUUGCAUAUAUUGUUCAAUUGUUUAACAAUGUGAAAUUUGUUAAUAUGGAUAUGAAUUAGUUAAUAAUUAAUGUAUAAAAUUAAUAUGUCCAAAUAAUUGUGAUUUAUGUACAAGAAUGAUAUAAGGGGAAAUAAUUUGUGAUAAAUGUCAAAGUAAUUAUUAAUUAAAUUAACAAUAAUGUUUACCAUUAUGUCCAUCAACUUGUAGAACUUGCGACUUACCAUAUGUGUGUUCAAGUUGUCCUUAAGGAUUUAUAUUAACAUCUAAUGCUAAAUGUAUAUUUGAAGAUCCAACUAUUAUUGAUUAAGCCAAAAAUACAAUUGUUAGUACACCAUUAAGAUAUACAUUCCCAGAUUAAACUUAUGUUUUAGUAUGGUAUUAAAAUGGUGAAUAAGCAGGAGUAUAUUUCUAAUUAUACUCGGUUGAUAAUGCUAAAAUAGGAACAGAAAUUCUUGUUUCAGAUAUAACUAGAAGAUUAUUAGUAGUGGAUACUUAAAUAGAGAAAUAAUAUUAUGCUCAUUUAGCUGCUGUUGAUUAUAACUUUUAUAUAGUUUGGGCUGAUUCUACUACUAACGAAACUAAUUUCUUAUUAUAAGAAUUUAAUUCUGAUGGAUCUGAAAUGUCAUCUCCUUAAUCUAUAGGUAUUUCUAAUAGUAAUGUUUUAUCAUUAAUUUCAAAACCCUGUGAAUUAUUAGCUCUAUCCAAUUAAAAUAUUUUUGUAUCUUUUAUGACUUAAAACUCUGAAAAUUAAGAAAAUUACAACUUUAAAUAUUAAAUAUUUGAUCCCAAUCUUUAGAGUAUUAAUUCAGUUUAAGAAAUACCUAAUGUAAGUUAUAUGAUAACUCCAUCAAUCAUGUAAGAUGAUUCAGGAAUGAUAUAUAUUAGUUACACAAGUGAUGGAUAUGUAUUUGUAUAAUAAAUUACAUAAUUUGGAAAUCCAAUUAAUUAGCCUUAAGCUAUUAGUGAUAAUGGAACAUUUACAAUAAAAACAGCUUACCUCAAAAAUGGAAUGUUUGUAUUUUUAUGGGAAAAUAAGAAUAUAUAAACUUUUAAAGCUAUGUUUAGUCUUAAUUAUUAAUUAAUUUCUAAAGAUUUAUCAUCAAGAAGUGAAGUUAAGGGUAUUGGAAUUGCAUAAGUUUAAGAAUAAACACCAGAUUUAAAAUUAUUUAAUGAUGGAUUUAUUGUUGUUUGGAAAACCACGAAUUCAUUAUAUUAAUCAAUUGGAAUAUAAUUCUAAAUAUUUGAUUCUUUAGGUGUCUAAUAAAGUGAGAUUAUCGAUGUAUCGAUUUCAGGAAAGUAUCCAUAUAAUCCAAAUAUUCAAAUAAUUAAUGAUGAUUAAUUUGCUAUUACAUAUAUAUCCAAAGGUGUAGAUGUUGAUGGAUCUAAUUUGGGAGAUGGCAUUCAAAUUAAAUACUAUAAUAAAUAAGGAGAGGAAUACUUUAUUAUAUCUCCUUAAUUAUGUGGUAAGGAAUGUAAUAUAUGUUAAUCUCCAUUGAAUUGUUAUAGAUGUUCAUAUGGUUAUUAUCUAUCUUAGGACAAUUAAUGUAUUAUUGAUUGUGGACUCUAUUGUAAUUAAUGUGAAGUACCUUUGGUCUGUUAAUCUUGUGUGAAUGGAUAUUCAUUAAAUUAGAAUAAUUCUUGUACUUAAGUGGAAUGUUCUGAAGGAUAUCAAAGAAAUCCAAAGACUAAAUUAUGUGAUCCUGAAUGUCCAAAUGAAUGUAUAUGCACACUUCCAAAAACUUGUAAUUCUUGUAUAGCUGGAUAUUAUUUGAAGAAUAGUUAAUGCUAUUUGAAAUCAAACAAUCUAGGUGAGAAUCCCAUAUCCAAUCCUUCUAUAUUCUAUGCAUUGAUAGUAGUAUCUAUUCUCUUACUUAUAUCUUGGAUCUGUUGUUAUAAAUGCAUUAUUUAACAUAGAUAAAAAGAUAAAGUUCAUUUUGUUUCAAGUGAAAGUAAUUUAGCAUAAGAAAAUAAUGAGAGACAAAUAUCAUCAGCUGCAGAACGUGAAUAGAGACUUGAAGAUGAUUAAAUAAAAUAAAAUACGAUGGGGGAUAAUCUUAUGAUAAAAUAAUAGAGUUCAAAUAAUAAUGUUUUUUAGAUCCCAAUAAAGAAUGAAAGAGAUGAUGAUCGAUAAAUAAAAUUUAAGUAAAUUUAAAGUGAAGAGGUUAUUAUUAAGAAGUCGUAUCAAUCAAUCUUCAAUAAAGAGGAUGAAUGA